AUGGAUCUUAUAACUCAGUUACAGGAUAAAUUAGAUCAUUUAUUAUAUGUUUUUGGCACAUGCAUUGGUGUUUUACAACGUGAUGCACCUCCUUCAUUCUUCAAUAAUCCUCAAAACCAACAACAACAACAACAACAACAACAACAACAACAACAACAACAACAACAACAACAACAACAACAAAACCCCCAAACACAACAACAAUUACCACCACCACCACCACCACCACCACAACAACAACAACAACAACAACAACAACAACAACAACAACAACAACAACAACAACAACAACAACAGCAGCAACCACAACCAACAGAAGAAUGGGACGCACCCUCAAAAAUGGCGUUGCAAGUUAUUGAGACAUCAAAAGUUAUUGAGUCUUAUAUUGAAAAGUUACCAGGUUUUGAUAAAACAGAGGAUCAACAAUAUGAGGAUCUUAAAAAUUUAAAUACACAAUCAAAACAAGUUUCAAAUGAAUUGUUAUCAUCUAGAAGAGAUGCCAUCGAAUUAUUAAAAAUGGUUAAAGAAUCAAUUUUAUAUAUAUCAGAAGAAUCUAAAAAUGAAGAAAUUGAUCAACAACCAAUGCAACAGUAA
Messenger RNA from Dictyostelium discoideum AX4, 594 nucleotides. RefSeq lists its product as hypothetical. Gene Ontology annotation, cellular component: nucleus; mediator complex. The record is from RefSeq and is a predicted model, not a curated record. NCBI's taxonomy places the organism in Eukaryota, Evosea, Eumycetozoa, Dictyosteliales, Dictyosteliaceae. The coding region runs from base 1 to 594 and encodes 197 amino acids. The transcript is spliced from 2 exons.